GGGAUGGUUCGACCUGGAAGGAACUGCAAAGACUAGGGAGGGACAGAAGGCCGGCAAGGAAGAACUGGAUACCAGUAUGGCGGGCGAGGCCAGUAGCUCUGAAGGCGGCCUUAGGAAGAUAGUAUCAUCCCUUGCGCGAGCAUUGAACAAAAACCAGGGCUACCUAGCGAACGCUAAGAAAAAGUUGACGUUCGACGGGGCGAACAUCACGGAGUUCCUAAUCGAUUAUGAAAACCUAGCUGCGCUGCUGAAAUGGACCGAAGAAGAAAAGAUGGACCACUUAGGACAGCAUGUGUCACUAAGCCUAGGGCGGGACAUAAUGGUCAUUGUGGCCGCGAGCCGGUCCUGGAAGGAGACGCGGGAUGUGAUGAUGAGGAAAUACAUGGUAGCGGAGAAAAUGGCUGCGGAGGCCGACUUAGCGGCAGUUCAGAGGAAGAACUUCGCAACAUUCAAUGAUUUCCUAUGGGAGCUUACUGUAGUAGCACUAAGGAUCCCCGGGGUCACGGACCAGAUAAUGAACAAAUAUUUCCUCAGGCAGUUCUUCGAGUUCGACAAAGACAAGAUUCUGUCGGCUUACCAACAGACGAGCAAGUUCGUAAACACUUGGGAUGUUGAUUUUAGUACGGAAACAGAACUGGUUGAGAAGACGGUAGUAACCGAAACAUUGGCCUUGCUCAAAGAAGGGGAAGUUAUAGAUAUGACCAAUAGGACAGGCGACAAGAUAACUGCAGUAGAGGCCGAGCCGGUGGUAGAUAUCAUCUGGGAUCAACUUCGGGGCGGCGGGCCGCAGGUCAACUUCAUUUUGGAAAACGGUGGAUGUGAUAGGGUGAACGCGACAACUCAGCUAGGGAAGGCCGAAAGAAGGAUUAUCCGUGACACCGUGAUGGAGGAGGUUGCUGGAAGCUCGGAACCCCAGGCAGAGCCCGAGGCCAAGGAACCAGAGAAGGUCUAUGGGAAGCCUAGGGAAGAGGAGCCAACGGACAAAGUCACCGCUACUAAAAACAAGUUUCGGUAUCAAAUCCCAAUCUUAACCAUACCUGAGAUCGAGGGCACCCUUAGCAAGUUACUAAGAACCAUGUUGUCAGUAUCGUUUCAGACCAUGCUGCAGGCUAGUCCUAGGUUGCUCAAAGGACUUAGACAACUGUUGACUCAGCGGCGAGUAGAAAUAGACGACAACCCUGAAUUACCAGAAGAAGAAAGGGAGGAGAAAGCUCCGCAAAAAGUUGCUAACCUUCAAAGGGGUCGCGGGGAUCUGGAGGAUCUCGAGAAGGCCUUUGCGGACAUCCGCUUGAGCUUGCCAGAUCGAGAAGGUGGCGAGGUCAUGAGGGCACAUCCCGGGACAAAGCUCAGUUUCCAUGUGUUCCCCGUAGGAAAAUUGAAGAUCCAGAUCAGGACUCAUUAUACCGACGCGUUAGUAGACAGGGGAGCGGAAAUCACUCUCAUAAGGAGGGAUUUCGCAACGAUCAUGGACUGUACGGUAAACAAGGAAGUAACAGGGAGCAUCCGGGGAGCCGGUGGGGAAAUCCCGUUCACUAGGUAUGUCACGAAAUGCGCAGUCGAUGCGGGGGUCAAAGAAUCGAUUUGGUCGUUCCAACGGAUGACAGUAAUGGAGGAAAUGGACCACGAUAUAAUCCUCGGAAGAUCGUGGUGCGCAAACGUGGAAAUGAUAGGCAUGCACUUACACGAUGGCACGUACAUGGUACACAUAGAGGACCCAGUGACCGGCCGGGGUGAACUUCUUCGACUUCUCGGGACGGGAGGAGACCCUCCGAAGAGAAAGUUGGCAACAUGGUCACCGUCGUUCGAGGAUAGCGCACGAAAAGGGGUUUUCGCGCGGAUGGAAGGUAUGAGAGAAAGAGUACAAAUUAUGAUUGAUGAGGCAUUCAACAAGAAGGAAUGGAUAAAGAUAGGCCUGCCCCAGAAGAAGAGGAGGCAGGGGGACGAAGUCUUAGGUGUUAUGGUCGCAGAAAAGGAGUCAGAAAUCGAACUUGGUACCAGCCUACCCAAACGGAAAGAGGCACACAUGGACGUGCCAGAAGUCACACUCGAGAUCCCCGAUUUAGGCGAUGAGAGCAAUCCCAGCCGUUCAUUUUGUAGGAGAAAGAUCCCGGAAGGAAGUGUUCGAAAGUACAAGCCGGUCUCGAUCCUGCUAGAGACAUCAAAGGAAGAGGUUAUGGAGAAGGAGGAGGAAGUCCUUCGAGUGAUCCAGGAGAGGAGAGCGACGGAAGGACAUCGGAUACCAGAUGAGGUAGUUGACACAAUGAAGAUAGGGAUAGACGGAUUCUUAACGGAAGAAGAAACCCGCCUGAUAAAAAAGAUCUGCCAGGAGUUUCACUUGGCAUUUGCCUUUAGUGAUCACGAAAAGGGGCGGCUGGACGCGAAGCUAAUUCCCCCGGUCAGAAUCCAGACGGUAGAGCACGAGUGCUGGAAUGACAAGGGUCCGACUUAUGAAUUUGGGACAGCGGGGGAAGUGACAGACCUUCUUCGAGCAAAGAUGGACUCCUUCGUCGCGGAAGUUACGACAUCGCCAUACACGAACCGGUGGUUUGUCUUUCGGAAGCCCAACAAGAUGCUGAGAUGGAUUCAGGACUUGCAGAAGUUGAAUGCGGUAACCAUCCGAGAUGUUGGCUCACUGCCUCAGGCUGAUUUGUUAGCAGAGUCGCACGCUGGCCGGAGCAUUUACUCCCUGAUCGAUCUAUACUCAGGGUAUGACCAACUUCCAUUGGAUGUCAGGGACAGGCUGUACAUCGCAAUGCACACCCCCAUAGCCUUGUUGCAGAUGUAAGUGACCCCUAUGGGCUUUACAAACGCGGUAGCCGAAGCGCAAAGGAGGAUGCUCGUCGUAGCCGGAGAUAUGUUUUCAGAAAAAUGCGAGCCCUACAUCGAUGAUAAUCCGAUCAUAGGCGCUCAAGAGAAGGACGAGACUGAAGUCCGGCCGGGAAUCCGCAGAUUUGUAUGGGACCAUCUACAAGACAUCAAGGACUUACUCAGCCGAUGCCUAGUAUACAACAUCAUGGCUAGUGGACCAAAGAGUAUUCUAACAGUACCAAAAG
Chara braunii is the source of this 3053-nucleotide messenger RNA. The record is from the annotation of a GenBank genome assembly. Lineage: Eukaryota; Viridiplantae; Streptophyta; Charophyceae; Charales; Characeae.